Messenger RNA from Linum tenue, 1267 nucleotides. The record is from the annotation of a GenBank genome assembly. Lineage: Eukaryota; Viridiplantae; Streptophyta; Magnoliopsida; Malpighiales; Linaceae.
UCCCAUCUCUAUCUCCCUCACCUUCUCAUCAUCAAAAGUUUCCAUCUUUUCUCCUCAUUCAAACCCUUUAAUCCCACCCAAAUGGAGGACAAUUGCAGCCCUCAUUCUGCCAUAGGUUGGGGAUCCUUCUACCAGGACGAGCAGGUCAUAGAGGAGUUCAAACAGUAUGUUCUGUACACAUCAGAGCUGGAGACCACAAUUGUGUCAGCAAGAGAAGAGAUCGCCAACAGAGACCUCGAAAUCCUCCACCUCAAGGAGCUCCUGAGCAACACUACCAAGGAGAGGAACGAAGCCCGGCUGCAAUGUCAGAAGCUAAUUCUUGACAAGUCCACGCUCCAGCAGCAGCAGCAGCAGCAGCUCCUCCUCCUCCACCACCUCAAGCUCAAACACAAAGAGGCAGAGGAGGAAGCCACCGCCCCUGCCUCUGUUUCCUCUGGCGCGUCUAUUACUCCGGAUGAGCAAUUGGCAGCGCCUGCGGCGAUUGAGGGCUCCCCGGCGGAAACCCAACAACGCUGUGGCGCCGAGGUCGAUGACGUGGUGGAGAAAUUGGCGGCGGACAGGACAUUGCCGGAGAAAGGGAAGCUGCUGCAGGCGGUGAAGGAUGCAGGGCCGUUGCUGCAGACGCUUCUGCUGGCUGGUCCUCUGCCUCAGUGGCAGCAUCCCCCGCCUCAACUCGACGCUAUUGAGAUCCCGCCCGUUACCAUUCCUUCUUCUUCUUUGUCUUCUCCGGCGGCGGCGGCGGCGGCGGUAGGCAGGUUGAUCCACCAGGAAUCUUUCAGCAGCUCGAGUAGUCCUCCUUCUAAUGCUUGUUUCGGCGUCAAGAGGAGCCUUGAACUCUGCGAUUCCCCUGCUUCCCCUAACAAGAAGUGUCACAAGCUCGAUCUUCUCCAUUGACCCAAAUCCAAUCAAUUGAUAGUCCCAAGUGUAACAUUAGAACACAUUAUUUGUAACACUAAGUCUAGUCCAGUCUCUGAUUUUACUUUAAGUUAUAUAUAUAUAUCACGAGCGAGAAUCGUUAACUCGUUCCACACUCUCUCAAUUCGCGGGGAACUGAGAGCGCGUGUUUCAAUCGUUCGAGUGUAAUUUUCGGGUUCUUGAAUUUUCCAGACAAGUAGUUAGGAGUAGGUGGGAGGGAGGUUGGGAUGGUGUAGCCAAAAGCUAAGUGUGCUAGCUGCUUUCAUUUUUUUCUUGCUAAAUGUUAAAGCAAAAGAUGUUGUUGUUGUAUGAAAUGAUGGUAAGUAUGACCAUGGAGAACAAUCAUGGAAGA